Molecule: messenger RNA, 1807 nt
Organism: Dreissena polymorpha
Lineage: Eukaryota; Metazoa; Mollusca; Bivalvia; Myida; Dreissenidae
Product: ATP-dependent DNA helicase RecQ-like
Exons: 2
Coding region: 32-1375 (447 amino acids)
Biological process (GO): double-strand break repair via homologous recombination
Cellular component (GO): nucleus; chromosome; cytoplasm
Molecular function (GO): four-way junction helicase activity; nucleic acid binding; ATP binding
Source: RefSeq, a predicted model, not a curated record
ACUGUACUUUCACUUUCGGUUUUUGAACAACAUGGAUCCGUUAUUGACUAAAGUUUGUAAUGAAAUAGGGUUUUCAAAACCGCUUAAAGAGUGUCAGAAGGAGUGUCUGAUGCAUGUUUUGAAUAGACACGAUAUCAUGGCUAUAUUGCCGACUGGGUAUGGGAAAAGUCUGAUCUUUCAAGUGGCUCCAUUUGCAUUGAAAGAAAAGUUCAAGUUGACUUGUUCGGUUUGUUUAAUUUUGACACCCUUAAACAGUAUCAUGAUGGACCAGAUCAAUGCAUUGAGCAAACAGGGAAUAAGUGCGUGUUGGCUAGACUAUAACUGUCAAAGUGGCCAGACCGCAGCAAGUGUCGAAGACAGUUCUGACGAGGAAGAUACUGCUAAGGGCGAAAGUGUUGUCUAUGUACCUUUAGAAGAUAUAAUUAAAGGAAAGUACUCAUUGGUGUAUUCCCAUCCAGAAGCAUUUCUGAGCACAACAAAUGGAACAGCAAUAUUGAGUGCAUUUGAGAGAGAUAGAACUGUUUCAUGCAUUGCUGUUGAUGAAGCCCACAUGAUCCUUGAAUGGGGAAAUGACUUCAGGAAAGAUUUUGGCAGGAUUGGCUCUGAUCUUCUGGCAAGGUUUACAGACAUUCCCAUAAUGGUCUUCACUGCUACAGCUUCCCCUGAUGCCCAGACAAAAAUCUGCAAAAGUCUUCAACUAAAGAGUCCAAAAAUAGUUUGUAUGAACCCUGAUAGAACAAAUAUUAAGUACAUAAAGAUUGAACGACCUCCAUCCUCAAACACUGAUGACCAUUUAGACAAGAUCCUUGAACCUAUGGUGAGCCAGCUGCUAGAAGAAAAAGAUAAAUAUCCAUUAACUAUUAUUUACACAGACACAAAUGUAAUCAGUUAUGCAUAUGCCUUUUCUGAAAAAAAGAUGGGGAAAGAUCAGUACUUAGGAGAGAAUAUCCCAGAAAGUAGACUUUUUGCUCAAUACCACAUGAACUACACCGAAAAAAUGAAGAAAUUCAUCGUGAGUGAAUUAGGAAAAGAAAACUGCAAGAUAAGACUUAUUUUUACUACAGUAGCAUUAGGUAUGGGACUCAAUGCACCCCAUAUAAGAGUUGUCAUACACUACAAACCACCAACCUCCAUAGAAAGUUACUUCCAGGAAACUGGAAGGGCUGGAAGAGAUGGCCUCCCAAGUAAAGCAAUUCUGUACUAUAACAAUACUGACAUUCGAAAAAACAGACCAGGAAUUCAACAAAAUAUCAUAGAUUACUGUAAAAAUGACUCAAGAUGUUUACGAGAAGUUAUGUUGAAAACCUUUGGUUGCCCAAAAAGUGAAAACAUAAAGGACUGUUGUUGUGCAUGUGAUGAGAUGAAGAAAGAAUAAACAACUACCUCCAGUAAAUCCUGCUGGACAUGAAACAAUUCCUCUAUGACUGGUGUGAACUGUUCCAGACGAUCAUUUCGAGUGUGAGUACCAGCCCUGAGAUGACGUGCUGAGUCAAAUGUAACACGUGUUAGUUGGUCACCACCCAAUGGAAUGGUUGUGUUAUUCUCAAAUUCUUCCCCUGAAACCAGAUUUAAAAGGUUUUAUGUCCUGAAUAGUCAUUAACAUUGAUAAACUUUUCAGUUGAAAACAUAUUUUAAAGGAUUUUCAUUUUUAGAAGUUUUCAAUUUUGGAUGGUAAUGAAUGUAGAUCUUAAAUGCAAUUCUGUUGUCAUAUUCCAUGAAAGUACAUGUAUGCUGCCAUUCAUUCAAUAUUUGCAUGUACAUGUAUAAAACACUCCUGUUAAAACAUACAAUACAAUUUAAAAUUGCU